AUGAGUGAAAUCCUGAAAAGAAGGCUUCUAGAAAAUUGUGUCAUUAUUUGGCUUACUUCAAAUAUUGAUCAUGAUGACAGUACACACAAAUUUAUCGAACGAUUACGUCAACUUAUUAACAUUGUGCAAGUAUUUGCCGAUGAAGAUUCUUUUACAUCUUACAUAUCCCAUGUGAUUGAAGAGCGCGUGCUUUUGAUUCUUUCAAAAGAUGUUGCCGAUCGAACGAUUCGAUUUAUAAAUCAACUAGAGCAAAUUGAUUCUGUCUAUUUAUUUGAUUCAAAUGCAACGCCAAAUUGGGUUUCUAAGGUUCGAAAAUUUAAAGGUACUUUCAAUGAUACUGAGUCCCUUUAUCCUAUCUUACAAUCGAAUUUUCGACGUGUUGAAAAUGAAAAUGUUGCUUACAAUAUUAUCGGUAAUAUUCUAUCUUGUGCUAAUGGUCAAAUAAAUAAACAAGAAGCAUCAUUCAUGUAUACUCAAUUAUUGAAAGAUAUAUUUAUUCAGAUGACAGAAGAUAAUAAAGAUGAGAUGAUCAAAUUUUGUCGCGAACAAUAUGCUGAUAAUCCACAUGAAUUACGAUUUGUUAAUGAAUUCGAACAAAGUUACGAAUCAAAUCAGGCUAUAAAUUGGUAUACACGAGAAGGUUUUCUAUAUAAAAUUGUAAAUAAAGCACUUCGAACACAAAAUAUUGAAUUAUUAUAUAGAAUUCGAACAUUCAUUCGACAUUUACAUAUGCAUUUACUCGAAUGUUAUCAAAAACAAGAAAACAAUGCGACAGCAAGAACACUCUAUAGAGGUCAACGUAUGUCGAUAAAUGAAUUUGAAAAGCUUCAAAAUAACAAAGGUGGACUUCUUUCUAUUUCGAAUUUUUUCUCGACUUCCGAAAACAAAUCAUUGGCUAUGAUUUACGCAGGUAUUUCGAAUGAUGAUGAAAUAGCUAUACUAUUUGAAAUUGAAAUUCAACCAUUCCUAAUUGAAAUCACAAGUCCGUUUGCCAAUAUUCAAGAAUUUAGUCAUUUUGGACAAGAAGAGAAAGAAUGGUUGUUUUCAUUCGGUUGUGUUUUUCGAAUAGUUGAACUUGAACCAGGGGUUAAUAAUCAACCUUGGAUUAUCCAUUUAUUAUUAACAAAUGAAUUUGAUCAGCAAUUAAAAAUGAUGACGGAAUAUUUUCGAAAUGAUAUUUAUAUUGGAUUACUUUUGCCCAUUCAUUCUCUAGCCAAAUUAUCUUACAAAAUGGGCAUUUACAGUACUGCUCUUGAAUACUAUCGAAUAGCUCUGGAGUCCGAAACAGAAUGGAGAGGAAAAAUUAUGAUUUUAAAAGAAAUUGGACUAACGUAUGAACGCCUGGCUCUUAUUGAUGAUGCACUCGCUUGCUAUAGCAAAGCACUUGCUAUGCACGAAAAAUUGAACAAUAAACAAACAAACGAUUAUCAUAGACUAUCGGCGAUCUAUAUCGGUAUUGCUGGUAUCCAUUCAAUUAAACAAGACAAAGAUCUGUCAUUGAAGUACUUAUAUGAAGCACUCAAUACAGAAUUAAACAUUGAACAACCGAGUAGAGAGAUUCUUCUAAAUUGUUACAAUGAUAUUGGUUUUAUUUUUUUUGCCAAAGAAAAAUAUGAUGAAUCUCUAACAAACUAUGAAAAAGCUUUGGAUAUUAGUACGCAAAUAUAUCCCGCAACACAUCCGAAUAUUGGUACUAUAUAUUUGAAUAUUGGAAAUGUCUAUCAAGCACAAAAUCAUUAUAAAGAUGCAUUAGAAAACUUUAAAAAGUCACUUGAUAUUCAACUCGCAUCUUUACCAAUUGACCAUCCGGACAUUGCUCGAUCGUUGAAUCAUAUAUCCGGCAAUUAUCAUGCUAUUGGUUGCUACGAAGAUGGACUUAGCUUUUGUCAAAAUGCAUUAAAUAUUUAUUUGAAAAGCAUGCCAGAAAAUCAUCCCAAUCUUGCUAUUCUAUAUAAUAAUAUGAUAGAACUCAAUGACAAGUUAGGUCGAUUGAAUGAAUCCUUAUAUUUCCGAUACAAGAAGCUUGCUAUUUAUUUAGCUACUUUACAACCAGAUGAUUCUAAGAUCGGUAUUACCUUCAAUACUAUUGCUGCGACUCUAACUGCUUUGGGUCGAUUUGAAGAAGCAGUAGAAUAUGCUUUGAAAGCAGUUGAUUUUACAAACAGAGUAUUUGGUGAAAGUCAUCCUGCAACAAAAACAUGUCGUAAAAAUUUGGAUGAUUUACUGGAGCGUAUGUCCUAA
Messenger RNA from Rotaria socialis, 2241 nucleotides. The record is from the annotation of a GenBank genome assembly. Lineage: Eukaryota; Metazoa; Rotifera; Eurotatoria; Philodinida; Philodinidae.